Oryzias latipes (Japanese medaka) is the source of this 4371-nucleotide messenger RNA. RefSeq names its product PDZ domain-containing RING finger protein 4. The record is from RefSeq and is a predicted model, not a curated record. Gene Ontology annotation, molecular function: protein binding. NCBI's taxonomy places the organism in Eukaryota, Metazoa, Chordata, Actinopteri, Beloniformes, Adrianichthyidae.
CCGAGGGAGGAGGUGGUGGAGUGAGGAGUGCAUGUUGGCAUGCGAGUGGGAGGACGGAGGGAGAUCCAGGGGGGAGAGGAAAAUUAAGACAGGUGCAUUUGAUUCCGCUCACUGCUGACUGAUACCUCCACCUUAAAAAACACACAGAAACACACACAAUAACAACAACAACAUCCCAUGUGUGUGUGUGUGUGCGCCUUCGCUCCGAGCAGCAGAGGGAAUCUCUCAGGAUACACGGAUGUGAGUUAGAGGAGUGCCGAGGAAGAGGAGCCCGAGUGUGUACCGCCCCGGGGGGGAGCUCACGCAGACUGCACACACUCUCCGGCGGGCACCCGUUUCCCUGACAACUAGAAUGGGCUGCAAUUUGUGCACCUUGCAGAAACGAGAGGAACACUACAAACUGCUCUAUGAGAUCGCACAGGUCAACGGACGUGACUUUUCCAGAGCAGAACAUGAAGAGGCAGUGGUGGAAGCCAUCAGACGAGACCCCAUCGUUGUGCAGGUUCUGCGGGGAACCCCCAACAGAGCUGGUUCUGCCCUCUCACACAGCCACAGUGGCUCGCCACAGGACGUGUGCGUGGUUGAUGUCUGCACGCAGACAGACAUCACCUUUGAGCACAUCAUGGCGCUGGCCAAGCUCCAACCGUCCACCCCACCGGUCCCUGACAUCUGUCCAUUCCUUCUUUCUGACAGCUGUCAUUCCAUUCACACCAUGGAGCACGAGUAUUAUGAAUGUCCAGAGUACAUGUCUAAUACCCCGGCAGAGGUGGAUAGGGCCGAAGACUAUGAGUAUGAGGAGGUGGAGCUGUGCAGGCAGAACAGCCAGGAAAAGCUUGGUCUGACGCUGUGCUACCGGACCGACAAUGAGGAGGACACCGGCAUCUACGUCAGCCAGGUGGAGCCAAACGGCAUAGCAGCAAAAGACGGACGCAUCAAGGAAGGAGAUCGUAUUCUGCAGAUAAAUGGCUGUGAAGUGCAAGACCGAGAGAAAUCUGUCACCUUGUUGUCAAGUGAGGAGGCAAGGAGCAUCACGUUGUUGGUGACAAGGCCAGAAAUCCAGCUGGAAGAGGAAGCCGAAUGGUUGGAUGACGAGCAGCAGGAGCUUGUUGAGGAGCUGAAGAUGGAGAUCCUGGAAGAAAAAAAGAGGCAAAGGGAACUUGGCUUUGACAGUGGAGAACAACAUCUUGAGGAGGAGACGACAACAGAUACAGCUACCUGUUCCUCCAACAAUCAAGACAGUGGGUUUGGGCGCAGUACAGACAGUCCUGAGCACCAGCCCCUUCUCGUCAGACUUCACAGAAGGAACACACCACAUUGUCUUAGGGAUCAAUGGCGAUCAGAGUAUCCACGCAUAAGGCGAGGGCUUGUUGUGCCACAGGAAACACAUGGUACAAGAACCCUGCCCUUAGACCAAAGCCACGAAAGGGUAGUAAAUAUUCGCAAUAGUGGAGGUGGUGUCCUUGGUUUAGAGAACUGCUUUCAGCAGUUGUUGGAGCUCAAAUGUCAAAUUCGGAAUGGGGGUGAAUGUGGCGUGUACUCCAUUAGACACAGUAUAGAAUGCAGUCUUACUGAGCAAAGUGGGCGGGAGGGAGACGGCGAAGAUGAUGGAAAAGAAGAUGGAGGGGUGGAGCAGGAGUUAAGGAUGUUAAAUGAAGAGCUGCGUAGCAUUGAGUUAGAAUGCCAGAGCAUCAUGAAAGCCCACCAACUUCGUCAAUCCUGCCAGGUGGAGCACUCCCAGACGGCACCUUGUUCACCGGGACGGAGCCCCAAAGAAGUACACAAGCGGUAUGGCAGAUUGGCCGACAUCCACGAACAUCCAGAACGGUUGGACAGUGAUAAGCUCCGCGAAAAGGAUAGUUCUAGUGCCUACAACACAGCAGAGAGUGCACGAUCAACACCACUGGGUAUGGAGAGAUCUCCUGAUCACUCUCUGCAGAGACAAAUCAGGAUCACCAACCAGAAAAACCUUAAUUUAGCCUCCGCCACCCCCAGUGCUCCCAUUCCAAUUUUUAAGCCCCAAGGAGAGGCAAGAAGUCUCAGACCUGCAGAUCCAGGUCCAGUUAUCUCAAGCAGCCCAGAUCAGACCAAUCCCUCCAGAUCUGAGUCAGACCCAGCCCUACCAGCAGAUGAUGAAAGGUGUGAGAGAAAGGGGAGGACAAGAGACUCAAGGAGAGGGAUUCCCUAUGGCAGUGCAUACCACACUGCCACAUAUCAUGGCCAAGGAGGAACCAAACAACUCCAGAGCUACAUGCAACUCCUACAACAGCACUCAACCCUAGAAUAUUCUCAGAGCCAGUUGAGUCUCUUGAGUCUCUGUCGAGAUCCUGCACUCCGAAGUGGACGUGCUGGAGAACCGCGUCUGGAAUGGAAAGUAAAAGUUCGUGCUGACGGGACACGCUAUGUUGCACGCAGGCCCGCUCGUGACCGUAUACUGCGAGAGCGGGCACUUAGGAUCAGGGAGGAGAGGAGCGGAGGCAUGACCACUGACGACGAUGCCAUGAGUGAAAUGAAGAUGGGUCGCUAUUGGAGCAAAGAGGAGAGAAAGCAGCACUUGGCACGAGCCAGGGAGCAAAGGAAGAGGAGAGAGUUCAUGCAGAAAAGCCGCCUUGAUUGUCUGAAAGAGGGACCAACAAGCGGAGCCGAGGGCCGGAAGGAGAUCAAUAUCUUAGAGCUCAGUCACAGGAAAAUGAUGAAGAAGCGAAACAAGAAGAUCCUGGACAAUUGGAUGACCAUCCAAGAACUGAUGAGUCAUGGUGCAAGAGUUCAAGAAGGUUCUAAAGUGCAUAAUGCCUUUCUAUCUGUCACUACUGUUUAACAGACACCUUUAAAUGAUGCAUAAUUGUUAAUAAACUCUUUUUCUAUCUUGUGGUCUGAAUUUCAGAAACCACAGCCUGCUUUUUGAAAAGUGUUUCUGGAAUUUAAAAUUAUGUAAUGAUGGUGUGGGGUUCUGUAGCAUAGAUAAAACGUCCUUAGGCUGAGCAUUGAAAAGCAAUGAACUUGUUAGCUUCGUUUCCAUUGAGUGAUACGGUACAGUUUACAGAGGUCCAGUCAAUUCAGGUGAGUGUUUCCACAAUGGAUGUCAUUGUUUUCUUUUGGUACUUCGUAUAUACAAGUCAUUUAAUGUUGUUUGAGAGGACAUUGAAGGCAGUGAAGAGGAAUACAACGUUGGUGCAUUGUUUUGUCGUAACCUUCCUCCAAUCUACGGAUUUUAUCGUGUGACGACAGUAACUCCCCCCAAACCGUUCCGUUCCAUUUUUCUAUGGACCUACAAGUAAUGGGGGCCCAAAAAUGGCCCCAUUCAGUCUGACUUAAUGGGUACAUAUCAUAAUGGAAACGCUCAAAAUACUGUACUGUACUGUACCAUACCACUCAGUGGAAACAAGGCUUCUACGUACCACAUCAAAGCCAUUCUAAGCAUUACUUAAAUGUUUUAUACACUGGCUUUUGUUGGUAUUGAAUUCAUAUCUAGUAGCAUGUUAGUUCAAACUGAAUGAAAAAAAAUCGGAGGAAUCAGAAAGUAAGUUGCUGUAAGCUUUGUACUCUGUCUCUACUUUCGUCAUUCACCAAGAGCUUAUGAAGCAGUUCCACUUGCCUCGUUCAAGGUGGCAUUUUUUGUACAAGAAAAUAAUAUUUUUCACAAUUUGUAUUCUCUGCAACGUUUUGUAAGGACUUUUUCACACUGAAUGUCAAUGUACUGUAAGCAUUUUAUUAUAAUUUAUUAUUUAUAUUUGUAUCACCAAAUUGUCAUUGUUAAGGUAGACUAUGUGAUUGUACUUUAUACCAUACUUUUACCAGACAGAACAGAAAUGAAAAUUCUUUUUGGAAGAGAUGGAAAAAAAAGUGUGCUCUUUCAAUUUCUGUAAUCUUUUUAUUUUCUAUUUUUUUUGACAGUUGAAAUCAUCUGAAUUAUGUAUAGUACUUAUUGAAAAGCACUGAAAAUGACAAUGUCCCAACUUUAAGGCUAAUAUCAGUGUUUAUUUAAGGAAAUACUGUAUUUGUCACAUCUUUACCUCAACUUGCAGUCAAAGCUCUUGUCAAGAUUUUAAAACUUGGUACUAGGAGAUGGUUAAUCUCUAGUGGUUUAUAAAUUGAUUUCUGAAUUAUGUUUAAAAAUUUGUUUGCAAAAUUCUAAUUUAUAAUACUAGUUAUUCAUUCUAUACUGUAUGUUAUGUCUUUCUGAUUUAUAUUAAGGUAGGAAAACCUUGAUAUGGCAGCAAUAUUCAAUGAAUUUUAAAAACUGUAUCAUUCAAAACUGCUGCUCUUAUUGUCAACUUUAUUUAAGAGGCCUUGAGUUCAGUAUUUGUUGACGGUGAUGUUUGUAAGAAAAGGACAAUAAUAAAGAAAACCACUAUAGGUUUUUCUGUCAAUGAA